This is a messenger RNA of Gloeophyllum trabeum ATCC 11539, 684 nucleotides long. RefSeq lists its product as uncharacterized. The annotation marks the transcript as partial. The record is from RefSeq and is a predicted model, not a curated record. Gene Ontology annotation, biological process: protein phosphorylation. Gene Ontology annotation, molecular function: protein kinase activity; ATP binding. The transcript is spliced from 3 exons. Lineage: Eukaryota; Fungi; Basidiomycota; Agaricomycetes; Gloeophyllales; Gloeophyllaceae.
UAUUUCCUAAUGGGCAAGCCGCAUACCCCCACUUCUGGCCUCACAGGCCGGGCCACUCGUGGCUACAUUGCCUGGGACGUCUCGGGUCGUCGGUUCGUGUUUCUGAAAGAUUGCUGGCGAGUAGACUCUCCGAAUCUGCUGAAGGAGGGCGAUGUGUUGCGUCGGUUGAACAAGGCCAGCGUUCAUUUCGUGCCCACAUUGGUUUGCGACGGGGAUGUUGCAGGUCAGACUACAUCGUCACCGGAUCAUUGGUGCGAUCGGGAUGGCGCAUUUAACGCCAUGAAGCGGCACGUGCAUUACCGUCUGGUGGUGAAGGAAAUUGGACAAAAGCUAGAGGAGUUCACUGAUUCGAGGGAACUGGUCGAGGUGAUAUAUGAAUGCAUCUGUGCGCAUGCCGAGGCCUUUGACGAGGCGCGCAUUCUUCAUAGAGACGUUAGCGCCGGGAAUAUUCUAAUCUUGCGAACGCGAAACGCGGAUGGCGAGAUUGAGACAAGUGGGCUGCUGAACGACUGGGAUCUUUCAAAGAGUAUAGAUAUUCAGGGAGCCAGACAAGUUGACCGGACCGGUACAUGGCAAUUUAUGUCCGGACUACUCCUGGACGACCCCUCCAAGACCCAUGAACUGCAGGACGAUGUCGAGUCUUUCUUGCACGUCUUGAUCUUCGAGGCGGUCCGCUAUUUGCCU